Messenger RNA from Pecten maximus, 1470 nucleotides. RefSeq lists its product as uncharacterized. NCBI's taxonomy places the organism in Eukaryota, Metazoa, Mollusca, Bivalvia, Pectinida, Pectinidae. Bases 204 to 794 code for a protein of 196 amino acids. The record is from RefSeq and is a predicted model, not a curated record. The transcript is spliced from 4 exons.
CCAAAAAAAAAAAAAGAUGUGUUUACGGUCCGCCGCCCGACCCUAAUUUUUUCUGCCGACCCUACCGUUUUUUUCCGGAAAAUCCGGCAUCUUUUGCUUAUUAGUUAGAACGAUCUUUAUCAAUAAGGCCCUUGAACAAAUCCCGAAUCAAAAGCUGCUUUAUGUAAACGCUUUAGUGACCCAGACUUGUUGUACUAAACAACAUGGCGGGCGAUAACAGUGUGUUGGCAUUAGAUUUUUUGAAAUGUCAACACUCAGAGGAGAAAAAAAUGAUAAUCCCGCUCCGUAAUGCUACGACAUUCUUAGAGGUGUUCGAUCGCUUCCACGGGGACACGGCGGGGAAGUCUUCCUCCUUCCAAGUGAAAACAAAAACGGACUCUGGGCAAGGACACGAUGUCCUGUCGUCUUUAACUGUUGGCGAGAUUGUGCAUCUGUUUAAUGUAAGACACUUUGUUUUUACGUGCACUUGCGAGCUUGAAACAAAGGCUCAGCAACUUUCUGAAAUCAACGUCCACGCCAAGGUGGCGACCAAGAAAGCCGUGAAUGCAUUCGAGCUAAUGAUGGCAGGCGGGAGGUCUUUCCCCUCGAAGAAAAAAAGCAGCUCUGGAAUGAAAGCAGGUUUGAGCAGAAAAGAUGAGCUCUAUAACAAAUUGAUAGACAAGUUUACGUCGGAAGGAUUGGAUUUCCCCAAAUCUACAGCAAGCACUGAUGGUUCAUAUUUUGUCCAGAUUAAACAUGGAGCUUGUCAUGUGCAAUGCUCUCUGGUAUACCACAAACCAUCAUGCAACUAUUGACGACGCAGCAAAACAUAAAGCUGAGGUACAUUCCUUCCCUCAAGCAUUCAGCGCAUUUGACGGGUUCAAUGAUAUUAAGAGGAAGAAACACAAGUCAUUACCAAUGACUUCUUCAGAGCUCGCUAGUCACUCUGAGGCACUGUAUUCCUUACUGAUGAAGCCAGUGAUAAACAGUUCUGCAACAUGGAAAACAGCUGGAACUCAGAUUAGCGAACUUGCAGACUGUCUAUCUGCCUACAGUAAUUAUCUGAAAAAUCAGACCAAGGUUAUGUUGGAACAUCAUGCCAAUGACCAUCCUGCUCGGACAAUUGACAAAGAUGCCACAGUGGAACACAGGCAUAAGUGUUCUUUUGGUGUGAAGCCUAUGUACGUGAUCCUGGAUGAGGCUAUGAAAGCUGCAGGAGAAAACACACCUGUUUUUUUUGAUGAACAUCACCAUGUUGAAAACCUUUUCCCUUCCAAUCAACAUAGGGCUAGAUUUUUGAAGGAUCUACAACUGUCUAUGCCAGUUGACAUGGUGCGUUUUAGUCCUGGUGGAUCUUCUCUGUCCAUUGUCUGUCUGAUGGCAGUGCAAGCAUCGAGGUCACUACCAGAAAUGCUUACCCAAACAGCAAGGUUUCUGCAAACGGCUCGACCAAGAUUGAAGGAAUUCCAUACUAGGGCACAGCGACGUCAU